AUGCGACUCCAAGAUCUUUGGGGAAAUCGAGACAGGCCUGGGGCCAGGGGUGCGGAGCGUCACUGGGCCGGAGACCGGUGCGUCUCGCGCUCUGCGGAUCCCGGCUAUCCGCAGCAUCCCCCGCACCUCUGCGCUGCGGAACGAACCCGGUCCAGGCGGCUCGGGAGUCCGCACUCCGCCAAGGCGGAGCGGCAGUGUGAGGCAACAGGAGGGGCCAGAGAGGAGCCCGACCAUAGGGCCUUGGGACCUGCAGGGCAGCUCAGGAUUCUUCAUAAACGCGCAAGACAAGAUCGCCCUGGAAUUUCCAGCCUGUUCUGCGACCCUGGAACCGAGCAGGACCAUCUAAAGGCCUCGUGGCCCCAGCAACCACCCCACGUUCGGCAACGGUGCACAGUGCUGCUGAAUCCCAGACCUCCUCGCUGGAGGCUGUGCGGGCCGCUGGCCGGAGAGUGCGCAGCGCAGAGCAGCUUUCCAGGCCGUCGGCGGCUUCUCCCGCAGGGCGGAAACCUCUCAAAGAAAGCAGGAGCCGACGCUACACCUGGAGUCCUUGAACGCCAGGCCUUUCCCCUCGCCGCUGGGAUUAUCGCAGCCCUUUCAGAGCGCGCACAACAAAUGCACCCGCCAUCGAAUGCAGCAUUUACCACCGCAGAUCCGCGAGCCGAUGGGCAGGCAGAUAGCAUCCGCGGGGGGCGCGCCGGGCGGCGAGUGUGCACCCCGGCUCUGCUCGCUGUGUUUGGAAGAACACGUGGGUGUGCCAGCGAGUGGAUCCUGAGCAAACAAGAAUGCGGGUGUAAGUGCUGCUGGGGUGAUCGCAGUUGCACAUUCCUGUGGAGCCGGCUCUGGUCUGCAAGGCAGUGGGUGCCCAGGGUGACCAGGUGUGCAGCGAGACGGAUGAGGCGAAGGGCGGUUUUCGGGCCUUGCAUGAGGCUGCGUGUGCAGACUCGGAGCUGGAUACUGAGGGUGGGGAACAGACCGAGCAGCCAAGGCGGGAUGCACUGGCUCUGGUGAGUGUUGGGGCCAGCGGGUGUGGAGCUCGGAGUUUGGGGACACCCAAGGGGCCCUGGCCCCAAGGCCUCUCCUUCGAGGCCCUGCUGCUGGGGCAAUGGAGCCGAGCCCGCCUCCCGGGGUCUAGGCCGUGAGUGACACGCGCCGCCACAAAGACUGUAUUUUUCCAGGCCCGCGCCCCGCCCGCGCGCGAUGGUCCCCAUAGCGACGCAGAUAGCGCGCGGCCAUUUUCCUAUCUCCCUGGAGUCUAUUAUAUGGCGGGAUUAGCUCAUCUCCAGGCAGGUCAAACCCAAAGUCACCCAACCUGCGGCGCGAGCCCCGCCUCCUGCUGCCCCUCCCCCGCCGAACCGGCCCGCGACCCCCGGACCCGCCGGUGCGUGGAUGCAGAGCGCCACCUGGCGGCCGCUCAUCCCCAGCGCGCUGCACUAGAGGCUUCAGGUGCCAGGGCAGCGGCUUUGUGUGGUCGCUACGGCGACCCUUGGACCCGCUGGCACACAAGCUUUAUUGGAAGGAUGCACCGACAGGAAAUUCGAUAGGGGCUGACGGCCAAAGGCCACCGCUUGUUGGCAACAGCAACAACAACAAAUUUCUGAGAAUAUAUCCCACUGAAUAAAAGCCACGCUUCUUUGGAACCCGGGUAGCAGCCUUGCUGACCCCCCCCCCAAGGCCUCAUUUCCUUCUUCCUUCCUCCGGGGACAGCAGCCUGGCUGUCCUUUGGACAGGAAUCCCCUUCUCCGUGUCUGCUGGCCCCUCCACCUGAAGAGGCCUGC
Nannospalax galili (Upper Galilee mountains blind mole rat) is the source of this 1775-nucleotide messenger RNA. RefSeq lists its product as uncharacterized. The record is from RefSeq and is a predicted model, not a curated record. The transcript is spliced from 6 exons. Lineage: Eukaryota; Metazoa; Chordata; Mammalia; Rodentia; Spalacidae. Bases 1 to 1008 code for a protein of 335 amino acids.